GAAGCUGAUAAUGACAGCAGAGAACAGGGAACUUCACAGCAAAACCCAAUGUUCAUGAAAGAAAGCUUCAAUAGGAUGCAUGCGCGAGAAGAAGAUCAUCAGCACUCCGCCGCUGAAGAGGUUGACGUUAAAGAAGAAUUUCGGCCUGCUGACUUAUCCGAUGAUUGCGUAAUUGAGGAGUUAACGGGGUUUGAUGAGGAGGAAUCCAAUGAUAAUGGCCGAAUAGAUGCUGAUAGUCCAACUUGUCCGUUCUCACAUGCUUGUGAAUCUAGUUCUGAAGCUAUGAAUGAAUUACGCUUGUUGUGUAUGGAACAGCGACAAUUUUUCCGAGAAAUGACAGAAAUGGCUCAGGAAGUGUGCUCAUUUGUUCGUUUGGCCAAAGAACAGUUGUUGGAACGGCCUUCAUCUUCCAAAUGUUCGCUUGGCACUAAAGCUAUGUCAAGCGCUUGGAAGUCCAAAAUAGCCAAAUCCCUGUUGUGA
Molecule: messenger RNA, 480 nt
Organism: Cylicostephanus goldi
Lineage: Eukaryota; Metazoa; Nematoda; Chromadorea; Rhabditida; Strongylidae
Source: the annotation of a GenBank genome assembly